UGCUCAUCGGGGAUACGCGCCAUUUAUGUGUUUGUCAGAGAUUUGCUCGAGAUCAUGUCCGCAUCAACAACGUUGCAGGGGAGAAUGGUCGGCCCCCUGGACAAGCGCAGGCGGAUGACGCGCUGCCUCGGCUGCGCGAAACGACGCAUCAAGUGUGAAGGAGGAUUUCCAUGUGCUCAUUGCAUUCGACAAAACACGAUGUGCGUUGCCCAGCAGCAAUCGGGACAUGGUAUGACUACCUUUGUCAACAAAACCCAGCAAGAUGGCUUUCGUCGAGACCAUCGAAGAUCUGAUCAGCAGUGCAUGGCUAUUCCAAAUAAUCACAGCUCCGGGGCUCAGCCACUUUCUUUCAUCGGCAGGGAUAAGGGUACCCGCCUUCUUGAUUAUUUUGCCUCCUUUAUUCAGCAGAAUAUGUUCACAAUGAGCUUCUCAUCAAUAGUUCCAGAGCUGCUUCCUCUAAUUUCAACUUCUCCGGCCCUAUACCAUGCAGUAAUCGCGGUUGGUGCAUUGGAUGCCAACCGACAUACUGGCGGACGCGCAUUAGAGGGAGAGAAAUCCCCCUAUGUGGAUGCCAUGACCUCUUACCAUAAGUCAAUGGGUAUGCUGCGCUCGUCUCUCGGAAAAAGUGAUGUGAUGCAAAGAGAGGACAUUCUUUGGGCCACAUUUUUCCUAGGGCUGUUUGAGUUACUGUCAGACGACUCGGGUGAAGGCUGGGUCAAGCACAUGCUCUAUGGGACAUCAAAAAUGCUCCAGCUUGCAGGACCAAGCGAUUGCAUGUCAUCGGCUCGAAGGAUAUUCUACGACCUGUUUCGUGUCCUCGAAGCCAGCCGAGCAUUACUCUUUAAUGAAGAAACAAUACUUUCUCAGGAAUGCUGGCUUCGACUCCACAAAUCUCUUUCGAGCAAUUCCACUGGAUGGGAUCCCAUGGAAGAGAUUAUAUCCCUCAUGAUUGAGACAUCCGCGUUCAGCCUACGAGCCGGUGCUAUAAUUGAGAUGAUUCCUGAAGCAAAACGGUUCACAGAUCCAUCAGUUGCUCUGAUUGCGGCUGAAGGACUCAAUUUCCAAGAAACUAUCUAUAACUGGCACACGAAGACGUUGCUGCAGCUGGUCCAGGAUGGUCCUAAUCAAUAUUCGAACUUGGCUUUGCUGUAUUAUCACGCUCUGCUAAUUUUCCUCUCUGGCAACUAUGACUAUUUCCCAUACUGGGACAAUAUCCCAGCCCCGGUGCUAUCCCCUGCUGAAAUUUCCGAACACCUGACUACUAUCCUGUAUCUCUCGGGCGAGGUGUUGUGCCACUCCAAGAUUCCGGGAGUGAUGCUGUUGUUCCCAGUAACUGUUGCAGGGGCUCGAGCUCGGAGUGUUGAUCAACAAUCUGAAAUACUGAACCUGCUCGACCUGGUCUUCCACAAAGGAUUUGUGGUCGCAAACAGGAUACGGGAUAAUUUGCUAGAACGGUGGGGCCAGAGGGAUCGGGAAGAGACAAUGCAUCUGGUCACAUGA
Molecule: messenger RNA, 1500 nt
Organism: Penicillium samsonianum
Lineage: Eukaryota; Fungi; Ascomycota; Eurotiomycetes; Eurotiales; Aspergillaceae
Exons: 4
Coding region: 55-1500 (481 amino acids)
Biological process (GO): regulation of DNA-templated transcription
Molecular function (GO): zinc ion binding; DNA-binding transcription factor activity, RNA polymerase II-specific
Source: RefSeq, a predicted model, not a curated record